AAAUAGGUUUGUCAUGCCGAAAAAUAGCGAUGUACUGACGAAUAUAUCUUUAUCCAGUGAUAGUGAAUACGAUCACGCAUUAGCCGACAAAAUUGCAGAGGAAGCCGCCGCAGCUGUUAGAUCGAACUAUUUGAUAACUAGCGCAAGUGGUCAAGUGGCAGAAGACUUUUCUGAUAAUCUGCAUGGAGCAUCUGCAGAUGCGGGAAUCAUUUCAAUAACAAAUGGCCAUGCAAACGGUCACAGCACACCAAAUGGGAUAUCCUCAAAGCCAAUAGACGAAGAGGACGAGUCAACACGCCUAAUUGAUCAGAUCUUAGAUCUGCAAAAAACUUUAGAUGAUCUGACGUACAGAAUGGAUUCAAUAAAGGAGGACAAUUUGGUUCUGAAGUCUGAAAAUCAAGUGUUGAGUCAGUACAUAGAAGACGUAAUGAAAGCAUCGUCAUCAUUCCAGCAAACAUCGCCCAAAUCUCGAAAGAGCCGCAAAAUCAGAUCAAGAAGUGGGAAAAGAUGAGAAUGAAACGAUAGACUAGCUUGCAGUUGUUCUAUUGAAAUGCAAUAAUUGAAGGUGAAAAGCCUGACCAGUCGUGCUACUUAUCGUAAAUUUAGCAAUGCCUAUUUAGAAAUGUCAAUAAAUUUUUAUCUGGUGAUGAAGUUAUCUUGAUGAUGCAUAGCAUGUUAAAAAUAUUUAUUUUGAAAUUUACUUUUUGCGUUGACCCAGAUUUCUGGAAAUUAUUUUCAUGGAAACAAGCGGUAUUCAUUGCAAAAAAUCCACAAUUUAUCUUGUUUGAGACGAA
Molecule: messenger RNA, 794 nt
Organism: Symsagittifera roscoffensis
Lineage: Eukaryota; Metazoa; Xenacoelomorpha; Acoela; Convolutidae
Exons: 6
Coding region: 14-511 (165 amino acids)
Cellular component (GO): trans-Golgi network
Source: RefSeq, a predicted model, not a curated record